Messenger RNA from Cryphonectria parasitica EP155, 726 nucleotides. Its product is annotated as putative 2-haloalkanoic acid dehalogenase. The record is from RefSeq and is a predicted model, not a curated record. Bases 1 to 726 code for a protein of 241 amino acids. NCBI's taxonomy places the organism in Eukaryota, Fungi, Ascomycota, Sordariomycetes, Diaporthales, Cryphonectriaceae. The transcript has 2 exons.
AUGGUCACCGGCGGAAAGCACGUCGUUUUUGACAUCGUCGGCACAUGUGUCGGGUACGAGGCCUGGUACGAGGCCAUAGAAGGUCAGAUAGGUGACCGUCUCAAGGCCCACGGCAUCAACACCAGACUGUUCGCCUUCGCCUGGCUCGAGUCCUCGGAGCGCGAGUUCACCUUCCUGGACCUCUCGGGCCGGUAUAGCCCUUACUUCCCCGUGUUCCGGUCGCUGUUCCACCGCGUCCUCGCCCAAGUCGGCGUCCCGAACGUCCGCCAAGAGUUCAGCGAUGAGGAUGCCGACGUCUGCGCCGCCGGCUACGCCGCGCUUAGAGCGAGACCUGGUGUGGCCGAGGCCUGGCAGAAGCUGCGCGACGCAGGCUUCACUGUGUGGGCCCUGACCACCGGCGACAAGCAGAGGGUGCGAGGUUACCUCAGCCGCGCAGGCCUCGAGGUCGCCGACGAGAACUUUGUCACAUGUGAUGGCCUGGACGUGAGAAAGCCCGCCCCCAAGGCUUACCGCUACGUCCUGGACAAGUUCACAGGGGCUGAGCAGACCUGGUUUGCUGCCGCCCAUAUGUGGGAUGCCUCGGGAGCGAAGGCCAGUGGAUUCAAGGCGGCAUGGUGCUCAGUUUGGGAGUGUGAACCGGUUCCAGAAACCUUUGGUGAGGUGGAUGUUGUGGCAGACUCGUUGGUCGAGAUGGCAGAGAAAAUCAUUGAAAAGUCCAAGCAGUAA